AUGUACACAUAUUACAAGGAAGAAAGACAACCAAACAAACAGGCCCGAUUGAGUUCUGCGGCGAGGUAUUCGUCUUUAUCUCCGGCUUCUGCGGCACCGGCAGUAUCGGGGAUGGAUUUGUGCGGAAGAGGGGAUAAGAAGACGAAGAAAGGGAAAAGAUUCAUAGGGUCGUACGGGAACUCGAGAGGGAAGAAGCAGAAGAUGAUCGAGAGAAUCAAAGACAAGCUCGAGGUUCCCAGGUCUACUCCUUGGCCUCUCCCUUUCAAGCUCAUCUGA
This is a messenger RNA of Thlaspi arvense, 276 nucleotides long. NCBI's taxonomy places the organism in Eukaryota, Viridiplantae, Streptophyta, Magnoliopsida, Brassicales, Brassicaceae. The record is from the annotation of a GenBank genome assembly.